AGAACUGCGAGCCAAUGGGAGAGAGGAGGAAGAGGAGCUGCUCGCCGGAAGUAAGGUGUUGGUGGUAGCGGUGGCAGCGACAGCGCGGGGGGCAGGUGUUUUCAUUUGCAAAAAUGGGUGAACCUCAACAAGUGAGUGCCCUUCCUCCACCUCCAAUGCAAUAUAUAAAAGAAUAUACUGAUGAAAACAUACGUAAAGGUUUGGCACCAAAGCCACCUCCACCCGUGAAAGACAGUUACAUGAUGUUUGGUAAUCAGUUCCAGUGUGAUGAUUUAAUUAUCAGACCUUUGGAAAGCCAAGGUAUUGAACGGCUACAUCCUAUGCAGUUCGAUCACAAGAAGGAAUUAAGAAAACUUAACAUGUCUAUCUUGGUCAACUUUUUGGAUCUCUUGGAUAUCUUGAUAAGGAGUCCAGGGAGUAUAAAGCGAGAAGAGAAACUGGAGGACUUGAAACUGCUUUUUGUUCAUGUCCAUCAUCUUAUAAAUGAGUACCGUCCCCACCAAGCUCGGGAGACCCUGCGAGUCAUGAUGGAAGUGCAGAAACGUCAGCGUUUGGAAACUGCAGAACGAUUUCAGAAGCAUUUAGAGCGAGUUGUGGAGAUGAUUCAGAACUGCCUGGCAUCCUUGCCUGAUGAUCUUCCUCAUUCUGAGGGAGGACUGGGAGUGAAAACAGAGCCAAUGGACACUGAUGAUGGCAACAACUGUAUUGGACAGAGUGAAAAACAGAGAGAACGUUCUAGUUGCAAGAGAGAGCAAGUUUUAGACAAAGAUGCAGCUAUGUGUAGCAUUAUUGAUGAAAUGACAUGAAGGAAGCAUUUCUUUUAUUAGCUUACAAUAGUGAGAGGCCAAAUGGAUUCUGAGGGUGUAUGCUAUAUUUUGUUUUCCUGUUAUACCAGCAGUUGAAGGAUUCACACCUAAUGGGGGGAGGUUGUGAGUAGCUAAGCAGAUGAGAAUACUGUUUUUUGUGAGCUAUAUGUAUAUUGGCGUAAAAUAUAUAUAUAUAUAUAAAAACAAAACAAAAUGUAUGCCUUGUGCAGCAUGGAUGCUGUUAAAGUUAGCUUUUUCUGUAGAAUGUCAUUUUGUCACAGCUUUUUGGGGCAUGCUUCACUUUGUAAUUGUCUUGUGUUGUGGAAGCAGGGGAUCUGACUGACUGAAAUUGAAUCUGACAGUUCCUGCAUUUCAAAUAAAUGUUAGUUGUUUACACUUUAAA
Molecule: messenger RNA, 1209 nt
Organism: Numida meleagris (helmeted guineafowl)
Lineage: Eukaryota; Metazoa; Chordata; Aves; Galliformes; Numididae
Gene: MED7
Product: mediator complex subunit 7
Exons: 2
Coding region: 114-806 (230 amino acids)
Biological process (GO): regulation of transcription by RNA polymerase II
Cellular component (GO): mediator complex
Molecular function (GO): transcription coregulator activity
Source: RefSeq, a predicted model, not a curated record